AAAAAUUUUUUUAUUAAUUUCAGGCCAAUUCAUGUGGCAGUAGUUCAAGAAAAUUUAAAGCUUGUGCAAAAGCUGUGCGCCAUCAUGCUGAAAGCCACAAUAUCCAUUGAUCUUACUAACUACUUACGCCAGACACCUCUUCAUUUAGCCGUCAUGUUAGGCAACAUAGAAAUGGUAAAAUUAUUGUUAAAAUGUGGUUCAUCCCUUACAAUGAAGGAUAGAAACGGAAAUUCUGUUAUCCACUUAGCAGUGAAAACGGAAGCAAAAAAAGACGUCCUGUGCCUAAUUCUGUCUCAUCCACAAGCAAACUCCAUACUUAAUUCUAUGGACCAUGAAGGCUAUACUCCUUUACAUUAUGCUGUUCUUAAAGGCAACAAGAUAGCUAUUUCCUGCCUAUAUCGCAGUGGGGCCGAUAUGAAUAUAACGGUAUGUAUUUCAUUGUUAAUCCUUUAUUUUUAAACUGAUUUUUAAUUAUGAUUACUGAUUCAUUCUGAUAGAAUUAAUUCUCAUUGAAUUGAAUAAGUCUCACUUUUUUUAUGCUCUCUUUGAAUUCGAUUGAAAAGACAGUAACUCUAGUUAGUUAGACAGUCUUAGCUUGUAAUUUGCAGAUAUUGCUUGAAACCUAUUAGGUCAUUCAGCACAGAGCUCCAGUAGAAAUUUAAGAGUUUUAACAGGUCGAAAUUUCAAUUGAAGAUU
Molecule: messenger RNA, 696 nt
Organism: Parasteatoda tepidariorum (common house spider)
Lineage: Eukaryota; Metazoa; Arthropoda; Arachnida; Araneae; Theridiidae
Product: B-cell lymphoma 3 protein homolog
Biological process (GO): cellular response to tumor necrosis factor
Cellular component (GO): cytosol
Molecular function (GO): NF-kappaB binding
Source: RefSeq, a predicted model, not a curated record